AUGGCUCCGAGGAAACGCACAGUCCUCAUCACAGGAUGCUCGGAUGGCGGCCUCGGUGCCGCUCUCGCCCUGGCCUUCCACAAACGUGGCGACCGCGUAUUUGCAACCGCACGCACUCCCUCGAAAAUGUCGUCCUUGGCUGCCGUUGGCAUCGAAACCCUGCCGUUAGAUGUCCUCUCCGAAGAGUCCAUCAAAUCCUGUGUGGAAAAAGUGUCAUCCCUGACUGAUGGUUCACUGGACAUAUUGAUCAACAACGCCGGGGCCGGAUUGAAUAUGCCCGUCCUUGACGUUUCGAUCGCCGAUAUCCAAAAACAGUUCGAUAUCAACGUGUUGGGCGCGAUCCGGAUGAUACAGCUGUUUUUCCCCCUGCUUCGCAAUUCGACGGCGGAGGUCAAGAUGAUUGUCAACAAUAGCUCCUGUGUCUCGGUUCUAGCCCUGCCGUUCACGGGACCAUACUCGGCUUCCAAAGCUGCGCUCUCCAACUUCAGCGAGAUAUUGCGGCUUGAACUGCAACCAUUUAGUAUCAAGGUCGUUGAUUUGCGCACCGGGGGCGUGAAGUCGAAUUUCUUCGACAACGCCAAUAGCGAAAUGAGUUCCAACUUACCGGAGACUAGUCCCUACGCGCCUGGCAAGGCCGCCGUGGACAAGUUUCUCCGCCACGGCCCAGCAGCAAGUCUCAUGAAAGCAGACGACUGGGCCGACAAAGUGGUGAGGGAUUUAUCCAAGCGCGGCGGGAAAGGAGCCCCACACCAAAUCUGGAGAGGAGAGGGAGCAACGUUCGCAUGGCUCAACGCAACAGUAUUGCCCGUGGGAUGGCUGGAUAGCUUGUCGAAGAAGCUUACUGGAUUAGAUGUGGUGGAGAGCAGGAUAAAGGGGGGAAAGGCAAAGGUGGUAUGA
Messenger RNA from Fonsecaea nubica, 897 nucleotides. RefSeq lists its product as hypothetical. Gene Ontology annotation, biological process: triglyceride catabolic process; phosphatidic acid biosynthetic process. Lineage: Eukaryota; Fungi; Ascomycota; Eurotiomycetes; Chaetothyriales; Herpotrichiellaceae. Gene Ontology annotation, cellular component: lipid droplet; endoplasmic reticulum. The record is from RefSeq and is a predicted model, not a curated record. Gene Ontology annotation, molecular function: acylglycerone-phosphate reductase (NADP+) activity; triacylglycerol lipase activity. The transcript has a single exon. The coding region runs from base 1 to 897 and encodes 298 amino acids.